AUGGUGAUUACCGCUCUGUGCCAAUUGACCUUGCUUGGGCUGGCAAGCGCCCAGGUUGUCAAACGUCCACUCCUCAACUCCGUCGAUGAGUUGCUUCCCAAGAUCGAUGCUGUUCUACCGGCUGCGCAGAAGUACAGUUUGACGAAAUGGACUACAGCUGAGGUUGACCAAGUGGUGCCACUUAACCCACUUUGGCGUGAUACCCUUGAGGACGAAGACAGCGAAUUCUAUUGCAAAAAUGACCUUACUGUCUACAAUGUCACUUUCAUCGAUUGCCCCGAGCCCUGGCUUGUAGGCCACUGCGCCAAGGCGGAGACAACCAAAGAGGCCACAUUUGACUUGCUUGGGCGUCUCCCGUCAAGUGCCCGUGGUGUGAUAUCUGAUCUUCUGCUCACGGUAAUGAGGCCAGGCUUCAGCAUGCGAGCGGCCUAUGAGAAUUCUGUGGUUUUUGCAGCAAGACCUGCACCAUACGAUGAGUUCAGAAUGAUGGUGACAGCACUCCGGAUCGGAUCGCCUGGCAUCCCUGAAGACGAGUUUGAAGAGGCUGUUGCUGCUGACAGCUGUGUAGCUGAUCAACCCGCUGCAGACAAAAUUGAAAAGGAGGGUGAAUAUCAAAGUGCUCUAGAGGCCGGUUUGAUAGUCGUGGCGUAUUUAAAACUCGUCAAAAGUCCUCCUUUGGACGCAAGCUGCAUGCAAAAACAGCUCGACUUUCUGAAGCCGUAUCUGGAUGCAAGAUGGGAUGCGCCGGGCGAAUGUCCGAAUAAGGUGCCACCCAACAUUUCCAAGUACAAGCCUGUCGCAUUCCCGGAUGGACUACAGGUACUCGAUGUCGACCCUGUUCCGGCACCUCGUGCAACAGUGGUUCAAUGGGACAAGUCUGAUGGCUAUCCUGAGCUUUGCUGGAAGCUAUCUCAAAUACCUAAGAUGGGCGGACCCGAUCCGUGGUGUAAGGCUGAGAACCUGAAUAUUUACAAUGUCACCUACUCAGACUGUCCGGAUCAGGACCCCUGGGCCCUCUGCCAUUGCAGUGACGCCCAAAUUUCGGCGGAUUCCAUGGUGACAAAGUUUGGUCGUCUGACUCCGGGCCUACGAAGCCAUGUUCGCCAUCUGCUCGUCCUCAACUAUGAUGGUAUCGGCGCCAGUGAUAGUGCGCCAGACUAUCAAUUUAUCUUUUCUGCAGGCGACGCUCCGGACAGCUCACUCAUGACCGCUGCAACCACCUUGCUUGCCGACGGAUUCUACUACACCGAUACUUGGAUAAACGCCACCUCACGGGAUACAUGCUGGCCGACGAUGCCCUACAACGUCAAAUCACCAUGGUAUGAAAUAUUUUCUGCAACAGGUGCGAUAUAUCUUUACGAUAGCAGUGGCAAGUCGAUGCUCGAGCGCGGGUAUGAUGUAUCCUGCAUGUCAAAUGGGUUGAGGGCGCUGGGAGCCUACGAUGGUAGCGAUUUUAAACAAGGAGGCAAAUGCUUCAAGCGAAAACCCAACGACCCGAUCGUUCACCCUGAUACCAACAACCUUCUACCCUCAGGGCCAAAUGCGGUUAGUGAGGGGAUAAUGAAGAAGCUAUUCCGCCCCUCCUCAGUCUGGAAGGAAAUAAGAAAAAGUAAUUAG
This is a messenger RNA of Histoplasma mississippiense, 1617 nucleotides long. RefSeq lists its product with no specific name. The record is from RefSeq and is a predicted model, not a curated record. The transcript is spliced from 4 exons. Bases 1 to 1617 code for a protein of 538 amino acids. NCBI's taxonomy places the organism in Eukaryota, Fungi, Ascomycota, Eurotiomycetes, Onygenales, Ajellomycetaceae.